This is a messenger RNA of Cucumis melo (muskmelon), 1452 nucleotides long. RefSeq names its product peroxisomal membrane protein 11D. Gene Ontology annotation, cellular component: peroxisomal membrane. Lineage: Eukaryota; Viridiplantae; Streptophyta; Magnoliopsida; Cucurbitales; Cucurbitaceae. The record is from RefSeq and is a predicted model, not a curated record. Gene Ontology annotation, biological process: regulation of peroxisome size; peroxisome fission. The coding region runs from base 607 to 1314 and encodes 235 amino acids. The transcript has 9 exons.
AGGAAGAGGACCAAACACGCCCUUAUCAUCAUCUUCCAUUAGCGGAAACUUGGCAUAUGGAAGCUGCUGCUGUUGCUGAGAGCCUUAAAUCCCAGCUUUUAGCACUACGGAGCACACAAAAACGAAGCAGACUUCCCAGUUAUUUAAAGAGCGGCAAACUGGCAGUGAGAAUGUUUCAUUAGCCUUUGAACUCCCAGGCUUAAGGGGAAAAAAGAAAAAAAAAGCAAACGAUCACUUUCAACUAUUGGCGAGACAAAUUAAACCUUCCAAAAGGUCUAAUUGUUUGGAGAAAAGCAUCACCAAUCUUGAAGCUCAUCUGAGACCAACUCUGGGAACACGUCUAAUCCUGUUCAAAUGUUACUUUAUGCACGAGCUCAAGCACCUUUUGAGAUCUUGAAAAUUGGUGAAGGGACUUGAACACGGAGGUCUAGAACUCUAACACUAACUAAUAUACACUAGCCACAAUCAAUCCUACCCGAAAGCACAAUGGUUUGUAGAAUUGCAAUUCGGUCCUAAAUAUCACCCAAGAUAAGAUCGAUGGCAUAGUCUCCCAGCUUACAUUUUUCAGACCCUAUUAAGGCCUUUCUAGGUGCAUAAGUUUAAGAGAUGAGCACAUUGGACGUAACCAGAGCAGAACUUGCGCUCGUUGUUUUGUAUCUGAAUAAGGCUGAAGCCAGAGACAAGAUAUGCAGAGCUAUACAGUAUGGUUCAAAAUUCUUGAGCAAUGGAGAACCUGGAACAGCACAGAAUGUUGAUAGAUCCACUGCCUUAGCACGUAAAGUCUUUCGUCUUUUCAAGUUUGUCAAUGAUCUUCAUGGACUAAUCAGCCCUACUCCCCAAGGAACACCUCUGCCCCUUGUUCUUUUAGGGAAGUCCAAGAAUGCUUUGUUAUCAACUUUUCUAUUCCUCGAUCAAAUUGUUUGGCUCAGUAGGACGGGCAUCUAUAAGAACAAAGAACGUGCAGAGCUGAUUGGCAGGAUAUCACUGUUUUGUUGGAUGGGUUCAUCAAUUUGUUCCACAUUGGUUGAGCUUGGAGAGCUUGGGAGGCUUUCCUCAGCAAGAAAAAAGCUGGAGAAGGAUCUUAAGAACAGGAAUAAAUAUGAAGAUGAGAAAUACUGCGCAAAGGUCAAACAAUCAAAUGAACGGUCCCUUGCACUGAUUAAAGCCGCCAUGGAUGUUGUUGUUGCAAUUGGACUGCUUCAGUUGGCACCUAAGAAAGUAACUCCUCGCGUUACUGGAGCAUUUGGAUUUGUCACCUCUUUGAUAUCAUGUUAUCAGUUGCUUCCAUCUGCACCAAAGUCCAAGGCCUCCUAAAGAAAGAGACUCUUUGUAUGAAUCUCAUUUAAAUAAUUAUUUUAACAUGUAAAAAAAAAAAAUACAGAUGUUUACUGUAAUACCCUUGCUGCAUUGACUGACUUUAUGGUGAAUGAUAUAUAUAUAUAUAUUUAUAUA